Messenger RNA from Enterobius vermicularis (human pinworm), 342 nucleotides. NCBI's taxonomy places the organism in Eukaryota, Metazoa, Nematoda, Chromadorea, Rhabditida, Oxyuridae. The record is from the annotation of a GenBank genome assembly.
AUGAAAGGAGCAGGUAAUAUUUUUAAUGAGUACGCAAUGCAUGAGUUUGUUCCGGAAGCCAUUUCAAAAAAUUCUUCUGUUACUUCAUACAAUGAGUUCCUAGGAUUUCAGUUAAGAAAUGCAGUUGUUACUCAUUAUACUGCUACUCAAAUUGGUAUUAUGGAAGGCCACAAGGAUUACCUUAAAAUUAAAACGCAAGACAGAUGUGAAUUUAGUGAGGAAUGUGUGGACAAGUUUGAAGCUAUCACAGAUGGGUCAGAAGGGGUCAACAUCCCACACAUCAAGACUAACGUUAGGUUGGAGACCAAAAAAGUACGCUUAAAUGUAACAGAGCCAAGUUAG